Molecule: messenger RNA, 7816 nt
Organism: Sitophilus oryzae (rice weevil)
Lineage: Eukaryota; Metazoa; Arthropoda; Insecta; Coleoptera; Curculionidae
Gene: crb
Product: protein crumbs
Molecular function (GO): calcium ion binding
Source: RefSeq, a predicted model, not a curated record
CUGAAACAAGGCAGGCACAUUUUGUCAGGUGGUUGUGCGCGAUAGAGCAUUUUUAUAGUUUCUCAUUAUUUUACGUUAAAGUUUUUAUUAUUCGUUUCUAUAAUGUGUAGUUUGUAAAAAUGUUUGGAAUGUCCGGAUUGUUUUUUGUUGUGCGUGUUUCGUAACUGAAUUCGAAAAGGAUUUGUUUUUACCAUGGAGUUGGAAAAGCUCAGAAUCGUCGCCUUCUUCUACAUCGCUUUUUGUUAUGUACCAGAAUGUGACAGCUUAAAUGAAGCUUCUGCCAUUGGCCCGUCGAACCAAUCAGAAGCAUACUUCAAUGGCUCAUCCUACCUAAGACUGCAAACUACUAUAUCACUAAAGAGAUUUACAGGGUUAAAUUUUCGAACAUGCUUUGGAGGGAGCCUAUUCUCCCAACAGCAAAACGAAGAUUCCUUAGAAGUACUAGUCAAUACAAAGGGUGUUUAUUUUAAGGUAAAAUUAGACGGAAUGUUGUAUGAAGAAGUGGUAUAUGGUAAUUUUUUAAAUAACAAAUGGCAUACAGUCUAUUUACAAUAUAGAAUGGGCAAUUUAACAAUGGACGUAGAUGGAGAUUCUAAGCUCAUAGCUAACUCAAGUCAUAACUACGCCUUAUUGACCAGCAAUAAGUUAUACAACGAACGAGCUUCAGUACUCUUGAUUGGUAAAAAUUUCAAUGGAUGUCUAUUGGAAGGUCCCAGUAUAGUUUUCGAGCCUAACUUAAUUUCGUCGUAUCACAACGUUAUAUUUGAACAAUGUCCCAUACCAUUAGACAACUGUGUUCCAGUUGAGAAAAUGACUGGUUUAGACUACUGUCUCAAUGAGCCUUGCAUGAGGCAUGGAACAUGUAUAAAUGAUCAUAAUCACAACACGUAUACUUGUGCAUGUCUUCCAAGAUAUACAGGUAAAAAUUGUGAAAUUGAUUUGGGAAACCCAUGCGAGCGUCGAAAGCCUACGUGUAAGAACGGAGCAACCUGCAUCACUGAUCCAAUGGGCGAUUACAGGUGCAUAUGCCCCCCUGGAUUUAGUGGUAGGAAUUGCGAAAACGAACUCAAAAUUCAUCCCAAAUGCACUAGCAAUCCUUGCUUAAAUGGUGGCACAUGUGAUAUGGACAUUGACACUAAUACUGUGAAAUGUUUGUGCAGACCAGGAUUCAGUGGAUCGAAAUGCGAAUUAGACAUAGACGAUUGUGCCAACAGACCUUGUUUGAACGGAGGUGUUUGUACAGAUGAACUAAACAAUUUCAAUUGCGACUGUAAUCACACUGGUUAUACUGGAAGAUUAUGCGAUAUUAACAUAAACGAAUGUAUUGCCAGUCCUUGCUUAAAUGGUGGGGUUUGUUUUGACACUUACGGAUCUUAUUUAUGUCAAUGUCCAGCAGGUUAUGGAGGAACAAACUGUCAAUUUAUUGUUGAUGAAUGUUCUUCACAACCGUGCUUCAAUAACGGAGUGUGCGUCAGUCACAAGACCAGCUACGAAUGCAAAUGCUUGCCUGGAUAUUUUGGAGAUAAUUGCGAAAUUGAACAGCGACAACAAAAACACUGUGACAUGUACUCUUGUGGCAAGCUUGCCGAAUGUAUACAAGAUCCAAUAAAUGGAGCUGAGUGCGUUUGUAAAGCAGAAUUCCCUGGAGAAUAUCCAAACUGCAAAGCUGUUUGUGCCAAUAAUCCGUGCAAAAAUGGAGGCCAGUGCAACGUGGUCAAUGGAAAUAUGAAUUGCUCAUGUCCAACAGGUUUUACAGGUUCUUUAUGCCAAAGAGCUUCGAUAUGUAAAAAAGACAUAUGUCAACAUGGUGGUACUUGCCAAGAACACUUUAAUGGUUCCUACUGUAAGUGCCGGAAGCCAUGGACAGGAAAAUAUUGCCAUUUGAGAGUCGGUUGUAAAAAUAACCCAUGCUUGCAUGCAAUUUCUUGUUUAGAUUAUCGGGGUGGUUAUUACUGCACGUGUGCGCAGGGAUGGAUAGGUCCCAAUUGCUCAAGAAAAUUGGGCCCCUGUUUGUCGAAUCCUUGCCUCAAUUAUGGAGUUUGUGUGGAAAAUGGUUUAGGGUAUACGUGUCGCUGUCGUACUGGGUUUAAAGGACCACUAUGCCAAACCCACGCGGAUAGCUGUCAGUCAACGACUUGUUUGAAUGAUGGUGUCUGCGUAGAUGUUGAAAAUGGAUUCUACUGUAAUUGUACAGAGCAGUGGAUGGGCACAUUUUGUGAAAAGCCAUACGAUGUGUGCGAGUUACAACCUUGCCAAAAUAAUGGAUCCUGUAUACCAGGUGCAAACAAGCAUGACUUUACUUGUCGUUGUCAGCCAGGAUUUGAGGGACCAAAGUGUGAAAUUAAUACUGACGACUGUAAAGGCAUCAAGUGUCCAGCAGGCCAGGUGUGUUAUGAUAUGAUUAAUGCCUACGAGUGUAGAUGUCCCUUGGGUUUUAUAGGGGACGACUGUAGUGUAGACAUCGAUCCCUGUGCCAAAGAUCCUUGUGUCAAUGGCACUUGCGUUAUUGAUAAAACGACAAACGAAUGGCAGUGUAAAUGCAAACCAGGUUUUACAGGCCCACUCUGCGACAUGGAUAUCGACGAAUGUAAUAUACCCAAUACAAAAAUAUGCAUAACAGGCUUAUGUGUGAAUACCGUAGGAAGUUUUAAAUGUUAUUGUGAACCGGGCUAUACGGGAUUAAGAUGUGAAAAGGAUAUAGACGAGUGCCUACCGCAGCCUUGCCAAAAUCAAGCAACCUGUUACAAUUUAGUUAACAAUUAUUCCUGUGUUUGUCAACCCGGAUAUGAAGGAAGAAAUUGCACAGAAGAAAUAGACGAAUGUGCUUCUAACCCAUGCAUGGAAGGAUCAACUUGCAUUGAUGGCAUCAACGAAUUUACCUGCGUUUGUCCACCUGGUUUAACUGGGAAAACGUGCAGCAUCAACAUAGAUGAUUGCGAAUCAUCACCUUGUCAAAACGGUGCCGAAUGUAUAGAUGGUUUAAACGAAUAUACUUGCAAUUGUACGGAUACAGGCUAUGAAGGAGUUCAUUGUGAAAUCAACAUUGACGAUUGCAAAGGAAAUCCAUGUUUGAAUGGGGCUGCUUGCGUGGACGAGAUUAAGGACUAUGAGUGUAUAUGCUAUGCGGGCUACGUUGGAAAAGAUUGCGAGGUCGAUAUCAACGAGUGUGAAAGCAAUCCUUGCAAAUAUGAUGGUUUAUGUCUAGAAAGAUCAAACAAAACCCUUUAUAAUCCUAGUAUUGUAUCUAAGUGGGAUAUUGAAUUACCUGAAGUUUUCCAAAGACCUUUUAAUUACUCAGAUGUUGAAGGAUACGAAUGCCUUUGUGUUAAAGGUGUAACAGGUCAGAACUGCGAAAUAAACAUUAACGAGUGUGAGUCUGAUCCUUGUAAUUUUGGAAAUUGUAUUGAUCAAAUUGGAAGCUACAUCUGCGAAUGUUUUGAAGGAUACGAAGGUGUUCAUUGUGACAAAGAUAUUGACGAUUGUGCAGAUAAUCCAUGUAUACAUGGUACCUGCAUAGAUAAAGUAGCAAAUUAUUCGUGUAUAUGUAAUCAGAAUUAUGGUGGAAAGAAUUGUUCAGUGGAACUAAUAGGUUGUGCCGAAAAACCAUGUCAAAACAAUGGGGUGUGUAUUCCAUAUUUGAGAGGUGAAAAUGACCAUAGAUUUAAUUGUUCUUGUCCCAGUGGAUUUUUUGGUUAUGCUUGUGAAAAUAGGACUACUAUUUCUUUUGGAGGUAAUUCAUUAGUGACAGUUAAUACCAGUAGAGAUGAAGGGUAUGAUGUCCAGUUUAGAUUCAAAACAACUUUAGGAGACGGACUCUUGGCUUUAGGCAAGGGUCCGACAUACUAUAUUCUAGAAUUAUCCAAAGGGAGAUUGAACUUACAAUCAAGUUUAUUAAAUAAAUGGGAAGGCGUUUUUAUUGGAUCUAAUCUCAACGACAGCAAUUGGCAAAAAGUUUUUGUAGCUAUUAAUUCAACCCAUUUGGUUUUGAGUGCCAAUGAAGAACAGACUAUUUAUCCCAUAACUUUUAAUGAAAACUAUGCAACUAAUAGUUUUCCUGUCACUUAUAUUGGCGGAAUUCCAUCAAAUCUCCGCAAGUUGACUCAUCAGCCAUUUUUCGUUGGUUGUGCGGAAGACAUACAAAUAAACUCCGAAUGGGUUAUACCACAACCUAGAAAUACAAGCCAUCUUAUUUUUCAAAAUACUGAAAUAGGUUGCCCCAGAAAACCUCAAUGCGAUCCUAAUCCAUGCCAUUCUGGAGGAUUUUGCACUGAUAAAUGGAGAGAUUUCAGCUGCACUUGUACCAGGCCAUAUCUGGGUAACAGAUGUCAAUAUAAUUACACAGCUGCUACCUUUGGUCAUGAGGAUAUAACAGACUCAUUAGUAACUGUCAAUGUAUUUGAGUCUCCUAAAAGAGAUAUACGCAUGGUAGUGGAUAUAUCUAUGUUUAUACGAACGAGACAAUCAAAGGGCCAAAUUUUCUAUUUAGGAUCUUCGUUAGGUCAAAAUAUAAAUGACGAAACUUAUAUAGCAGCUCAGCUUGAAGGAGGUGAAUUAUUAGUGAGAAUACAGUUCAAUGGUUCAUUGGAAGCCUAUACUGUAGGUGGAGUAAAAUUACACAAUGGAUACAAUCAUCUUAUUGAAGUUAUCAGGAACGUUACUUUGGUACAAGUUAAACUGAACGGUACCGAGUACUUUAGAAAAACCAUAUCAGCAACGGGAAUACUAGAUGCGCAAGUACUGUUCUUGGGCGGACAGCCUCAGUUGAGAACUGUCAGGCAAGCAGAAAAUAUAGGUACGACUAAAUCAGACCUAAUCGCGCCAACGGCAUCUGCUGCAAUCACAUCUACACUCAGCAAUGUCAAUUUUAAGGGAAUCAUUCAAGACGUUCAAGUCAGCAAUGGUACUAACGUGAUGGUAGUAGAAUUUUAUCCAAUAUCCGGUCCAGAUCUGGUCAUACCUCGACCUUUCGGGAACGUAUCGUUUGAUAAAACUUUAGUUCUCAGAGGUAUACAGACCGACGACUUAUGUAAAAUAAAUCCCUGUCACCACAACGGCAUUUGCGAGAAUACCUGGAACGAUUAUAGAUGUAUAUGUCCAAGAGGAUUUAAAGGAAAAGUGUGCAAUGAGUUGGAGUUUUGUGAGCUAGGACGAUGUCCUAACGAAGCGUCUUGUAGGAAUCUGGAAGACGGAUAUGAAUGUUUGGCUAAUGCAACUUUCAAUGGUAAACAAGAUCCCUUAUUGUAUAAACUCACGUCACUGCCAGACUCUAAUACCACACAAGAUUUAGAGAAAAUUCGGCUUAGUUAUAGGACAAGGUCAUGGGGAACAGCAUUGUUUAUUAAACACGAAGUAAAUUAUUUUACGGUGUUUAUUUACCACAACGAAGUUGUAAUUGAAUGGAAUUUGGGUACAGGAAUUGUUACAAAAAGGUUUAAAAAAGAUAAAUUUGACGGACAAUGGCUCACUGUUGUAAUAGAAUUCAAGGAACAAAGUUUUCAAGCUGGUUUUGAAGAGAACAUGUUAGCUGGUGAACCUAAUGUUCAGUUACAACCGUUUGACAUAGCGUUCUUAGCUGCACUUGUUAGGGUUGGAGAUAUUUAUGUCGCAGGAAGUGACAAUAAGACAUUUGAUUUCGGAUUAGCAAUACAAAAUACUGAACUUCACAAUGUAAUUUCCACAACUGAAACUACGACUGUUGACCCAUUGAUUAUAAGCAAUUCUAUAGAGAGUUCAGAGAAUUAUGUUGAUGAUCUGUUUCUCUCUAGAAUCGAUCAGUACAAAAAAUCUGACAGAUUUAAAGGAUGCUUGGGUCAAAUCAGAAUAGGAGAGUUGCUGUUACCGUUUUUCACAACCAAAGAAAUUUAUCCCAACGAGACUUAUUACGACGAGCUGUUUGAACUGGAUUCGAAUACCAAACCGGACAUAGGUUGUAUCCUAUGCUACGACAGCGACUGUAAUGAUCGUGGCCAGUGCAUCAACGGUACCAACACUUAUAAAUGUGAUUGCGUCAAAGGAUAUGACGCGGACGAUUGUUCAGUCGACAUAAACGAGUGCGAAAACAAUCAGUGCCAGAAUGGAGCCACUUGUAUAGAUCUUGUAGCCAAAUACGAGUGCGCGUGCGCCAAAGGUUACGAGGGUGAAUUUUGCCAAGUGGACAUCAACGAAUGCAACAGUGAUCCGUGCAAGCACGGAGGAACGUGUCAGGAUUUGAUUGGUCAUUUUAAGUGCGAUUGUCCGGAAGGCUUCGUGGGAAAGCAAUGCGAAGCACCCUUGCUGAUCACUUGCGAGAAUAAGCCUUGUAAAGAGGGCGCUACGUGCGAAACUGGUCCAAAUGUGCACACCGGUAAUAACUUUACCUGCUUCUGUACGGAAGGCAUGCAAGGAACUCUUUGUGACACUCCAUUCUGUAAAGUAAAACAAUGCGUAAAAGGAAUUUGUAAUACUACAAGUCAAGUACCGUAUUGUGCCUGUGAUCUUGGAUAUGAAGGGAAAUACUGCGAAACGAACAUAGACGACUGUGUUACUGCGAACGGUAAAAAACCGUGCGAAAAUGGUGGACAGUGCAUUGAUGGUAUCGCAAAUUAUGACUGUAAUUGUACCGGCAUAGGUUAUGAAGGAGACUCUUGCGAGCUAGACAUAGACGAAUGCGUAGUAAACAAUUUUGCUUGUGGCAAAGCAGGAACCUGUGAAAACCUACCUGGAACAUACAGGUGUACAUGUGGAAAUAGUGGAAAAUGCGGAUACCAUUGUGCCCUAGACGACCCAUGCGAACACGAAAAACCGUGUGUUCAUGGUAGUUGUAUCUCUCAGUGCACGGACAAACCUGACUAUUUGUGCGUUUGCGAAGACAAUUGGACAGGAAAGAACUGCAGCGAUCUAAAGGUUGCUUUAAGCCAAGCAGAUAGCGGAAUUAACAUACUGUAUAUCAUCGUUCCAAUUGUUCUUAUUCUGCUUACUGCAUUUUUGAUAGGAAUGGCGGUGGUGAACGUAGCCCGCAGUAAAAGAGCUACAAGAGGCACUUACAGUCCUUCUGCCCAAGAAUUUUGCAAUCCAAGGGUAGAAUUAGAUCAUGUUCUGAAACCGCCUCCUGAGGAACGAUUAAUUUGAUUAAAAUGAUACCCUUUUUGGAUUAAUCGAAAAAAUAAAAUAACUUGAUGGCCUAGUUCCUUAUUUUUUACCAGUACUGUACUUUAUAAUUUUUGCGAAUGACGGCAAAAAAAUGAUUAUAAAUAUUUUACUUUCUCCAAUGAAACCGUCUCUAAUAUUGCAUACCAUGAUAUUAUAACUUUUAACCUUUUUUUGUCAUAUUAAUUUAUUUUUCCUCACUUUUUACUUAAUUUAUUGUAUUUUUUUAUACAACGUAAAUUUUCUUUUUCCCAUACUAAUUUUCUGACUGAUAUUAUUUAAUAGGUUUUAGAAUAUUUUUGUCUAUAGUAUUUUAAGUAGGGUAAAUGUACUUAAUUAUAUUAACUUAUAGUCUUAUGAUAUUCCCGUCCACGUAAUGAGAUAUUUUAAAUAUAAUGUUAAUGUAAAUUUUAUGAUGUGUGAUCAGUAGUUCAAAUGUCCUCUUUUGAACGUUGAACAUUAUUCUAUUGUGAUAAGAAAAUAAUGUAGAUUAUUGAAACAAUUUCUAAUGGCCUUUUUAACUAAAUAACGAUGAGGUUCUUCCAAUGUAAAGAAGAAUGUUAUGUAAUAAGGAAAGUACUUAACUUUUAGGACCAAAGGAAAAAUGUAAAUAGAGAUAAUUUAUACAUUUGCAAUUUUUACCAAUGUUUUAACUUGUGGUUUGUCAGAGAAAUAAAGAAAAUUACUUUUU